Molecule: messenger RNA, 1461 nt
Organism: Drosophila bipectinata
Lineage: Eukaryota; Metazoa; Arthropoda; Insecta; Diptera; Drosophilidae
Gene: SF2
Product: splicing factor 2
Cellular component (GO): nucleus; cytoplasm
Molecular function (GO): mRNA binding
Source: RefSeq, a predicted model, not a curated record
UUUGCAUUUUGAGAAGAAGAAGAAAUCUGACAGGAAAAAGUCUACGAAAUUAUUUUCUGCCAGUCGAACUAUUUCAACGUGUGAUAUUUUUGCAAAAUGGGUUCCCGAAAUGAGUGCCGCAUCUACGUUGGAAACUUGCCGCCAGAUAUUCGUACUAAGGACAUCCAGGAUCUGUUUCACAAGUUUGGAAAAGUGACUUUCGUAGAUCUGAAGAAUCGGCGUGGGCCGCCAUUUGCCUUUGUUGAGUUCGAAGAUGCGCGCGAUGCAGAUGACGCGGUUAAGGCCCGUGAUGGCUAUGACUACGACGGGUACCGCCUACGCGUCGAGUUCCCGAGGGGCGGUGGUCCCGGCAGCUACCGCGGCAAUCGUAAUGACCGCAGCCGCGAUGGUGGUCGAAUGGGUGGCCGUGGACCUCCGGCCAAGCGUUCGCAGUACCGUGUCAUGGUCACUGGUCUCCCGGGCUCUGGUUCCUGGCAGGAUCUGAAGGAUCAUAUGCGUGAGGCAGGCGAUGUGUGCUUCGCGGACACAUACAAGGAUGGCUCCGGUGUGGUAGAGUUCCUGCGCCAUGAGGACAUGAAGUAUGCCAUCAAGAAGCUUGACGAUUCUCGAUUCCGUUCCCAUGAGGGCGAGGUUGCCUACAUUCGGGUGCGAGAGGACAGUGGCGACAACGACCGCAGUGGUGGCGGUGGAGGAGGAAGUGGUGGUGGUGGUGGCGGAAGCGGCGGCGGCGGUGGUGGAGGAGGCCGCGAUUACCGCGACAGGUCUCGCUCGCGCUCCUUUUCUUCGCGGCCGCGUCGUAGGGGAACACCCACAUAUUCGCCAGUGCGGCGUCAAUCCUAUUCCAGGUCUCGCUCACGCUCUAAUUACUAAACACUACCAAACAUUAUCCAUUAAUAUAUAAAAUAUUUUUUACGAGCAGGCACCGUUAGGAAAAGCAAGAUAAAUUAAGAAUGCCCAUUCAAUGUUUGUUCAAGUCCCAAACUACAUUGUAAAUUGACAAGCAAGCUAUCAGCCAAUCAAGUCCAUCAUUCAAGUUUCAAGCUCAUGUCAAGGCCCAUUAAAGUCUGUAACAACUUGCUUUUCCACCAGAGUCACAGAUCUAAAGAUGCAGAGGUGUUAUCUUAAAAAGCAUCUUAGCUGGCAUUAAUAUUUGACGAAAAAAAUAGUUUUUUUUAAUCAAAAAUGUUAACCAGGGAACAGUCAUUUUGCCACGAAGCAUUCCCUGUUUUGCGUUUAGAUUAUUUUUAACCUUUGCCUGCCUCUGCAUCAUGCAAAAUUAAUUUACGAGCUCAUUUUUUGGGUCCAUUCACCACCAAGCAUAAUUUAUUAGAUUUUACCUUAACGAGAAAACAACAAACAUCGAUACAGAAUAAAUAUGUUUAUAAUGAAAGAAAAAAAAAAAAUAAGAAACUGAACGAACACAAAUUGAAUUGUCAAAGAAAUUUAUAAGCUAACUAUUAA